Molecule: messenger RNA, 815 nt
Organism: Syzygium oleosum
Lineage: Eukaryota; Viridiplantae; Streptophyta; Magnoliopsida; Myrtales; Myrtaceae
Exons: 1
Coding region: 40-444 (134 amino acids)
Biological process (GO): regulation of DNA-templated transcription
Cellular component (GO): nucleus
Molecular function (GO): protein heterodimerization activity
Source: RefSeq, a predicted model, not a curated record
CUCUCUUUCUCUCUCUCUCUCCACAUUUCGAGCUCGACAAUGGCCGAAGAAGACGCGACCUCGACGAUCCGGCCCGAUCUCCCCACCGGCGGCGUCAAGAAGAUCAUGAAGCUCGACAGAGACAUCAACAAGGUGAACUCGGAAGCGCUGCUCCUGGUCACCUGCUCCGCGCAGCUCUUCCUGGAGUCCCUCGCCGAGAGAUCCGCGCAGGUCGCCACCGAGAAGAAGCGGAAGACCGUGAAGCUGGACCAGAUUAGGAUCGCCGUCAAGCGGCACCGGCCGACCAGCGAUUUCUUGCUCGACUCGCUCCCCGCACCGGCUCAGUCUGCCAACGGCGAGCCUGCCGAUAAGCUCCGGUCUCGGCCCGUAGCUGGGAAGCCGGUUCCGGCCGGCACGCGGAGGAUUGAUGAUUUCUUUGGCAAGCCUGUGAGUGAAGUUUCUUGAUCAGGCUAAUUUGUUCUUAAAAGCACUGUGUCGAUUUGAUGAUUCUGGAUGUUGCCAUGGCUGAAUUGGGGGACAUAGAUUUUGUUGAUUGUUCUUGCUCCUCCUACAGGAAAGUUAAUUUUUCCUAGUUGGUGUGUAUAUUUAUUGGAUAUUCUGGUCCGGUUAAUUAUGUGAAGUGACCAUGGCCCUGAAUCUUUGGGUCUUUUUAGGGGUGACUUUUGGCCAUGCCGACGGUUCCCUCAUUUGUCGAUAACCCCAUUCACGUUUUUGAGGUGAGCUGACUGUUUUCCUUUUUGCUGAAUCUGUUGAUCUGGGAUGUGGGACUUCAAAAGAUGGAAUGGCACUUAUCAUCGAGAUCGAUUCAUUGUUAA